AUGGCUGUAUUUGAUGUCACCAGUGGAACCAAUGAACUGAAUGAAAUUCAUCAAUAUGAGAUGGGAAGAUACAUUAGCAGCAAUGAAGCAGUGUGGAGAAUACUCAACUUUCCAAUCCACGAACGUCAUCCCACAGUCGUUCAUCUAAGCGUCCACCUUGAAAAUGGCCAGAGAGUGUACUUCACUGAAGAAAAUGCUGCUGCUGAACGGGUCCAGGCACCCCAGGAAACAACGCUCACAUCUUUCUUCAAGCUGUGCACCCAAGAUAACUUUGCUCGCAAUUUACUUUACAACCAAAUUCCAAAAAGAAACAGGAAUCCGGUCUCUACUGAUGCUCUUGGCCGUGUCUACACCGUCCAUCCCAACAACUCCGAAUGCUUCCACCUUCGCCUAUUACUACAUGAAGUUAGAGGCCCAACAUCAUUCACGGAUUUGAGAACCGUUCAAGGAAGAGUCUGCAACACUUUCAAAGAGGCCUGCCAACUUCAAGGACUUCUGGAGAAUGACGAACACUGGAACACGGCGUUAGAAGAAGCAGCUGCAUCUCGAUCACCCAAGAUGAUGCGUAAUCUGUUUGCUGUAAUGCUUCAAACGUGCUCCAUGUCGGGCCCUGAACAGUUAUGGAUGAACCACAGGGAGAACCUGUCUGAAGACAUACUGCAUCAAGCAAGGAUCCAGCAGCAGAAUAUGGACCUGGACUACAAUGACGACAUCUUUAACAGAGCCCUAAUCUACAUUGAGAACAAGAUAAUAUCUCUAGGAGGAUUGAACCUGAAAAGAUUUGGACUUCCCCAACCUAACAGAAACAGCGAUUCUGCCAUUUCCAGUGAAGUAAUUAGAGAACGAAGUUAUAACAUGGAUGUGCUCGCAGCUUAUAUACAGGAGAAUGAGCCUAAAUUGGUCCAAGAUCAAAAAGAAGCCUUUGACAAGAUUACUAGAGCAGUUUUUGAUAGGCAAAGGGGUAUAUUCUUUUUGGAUGCUCCAGGCGGAACCGGGAAGACGUUUCUUAUCAACCUUAUUUUGGCAAAGGUGCGGCACAGAAAUGAGAUUGCCCUGGCUGUCGCUUCAUCCGGCAUUGCUGCUACACUCUUGACAGGUGGUAGGACUGCUCACUCGGCGUUCAAGUUACCCUUAAAUCUGACAAGCACAGAGACUCCAACGUGUAACAUCCCAAGGAAUUCAGGAAAGGCAAAGGUUCUACAGGAUUGCAAGCUCAUCGUUUGGGACGAGUGUACCAUGUCCCACAAAGCCGCAUUCGAAGCAUUAGAUGUCACCAUGAAAGACCUCAGACGGAACAAUGACAGAAUGGGAGGCGUCGUAAUGGUUUUGGCAGGCGAUUUUCGACUGACGCUACCAGUUAUUCCGCGUGGAACGAGGGCAUUUGAAAUGCAGGCCUGCAUAAAAUCUUCUUACAUCUGGAAUGGCAUUCAAACACUUGGAUUAUCGACUAACAUGCGAGUUCAUCUCAACGGUGAUCCCUCUGCCCAGCAGUUUGCAGAUAAUCUACUGAAACUAGGAAAUGGAGCCCUUACUUCAGAAAAUGAAGAUGGAUAUGUAGCGAUGCAAGGCAUUGGAAGGAUUGUGACUACUGAAGAAGAACUGAAAGAGGCUGUGUUUCCGAAUGUGAUUCACCACUUCACUGAUCACGCAUGGCUGUGCGAAAGAGCAAUUCUUGCCCCAACAAACGAAGCCGUCAGUGUUAUCAACAAGGAACGUUUACAGAACUUACCCGGAACUCUUCAUAUUUACAAAUCUAUAGACACGACAUGCAAUAUUGACGAGGCUGUCAACUAUACGACAGAGUUUCUCAACAAAUUAGAGCCACCUGGAGUACCCUCCCACAUAUUGGACUUGAAGGUUGGAGCACCGAUAAUUCUCCUCAGGAAUCUGGAUCCGCCUGCACUUUGCAAUGGAACAAGACUUUCUAUCAAGAAACUGAUGCCAAAUAUUAUAGAAGCCACCAUCAUGACCGGACAUGCUGCAGGCGAAGAUGUGUUUAUUUCAAGAAUUCCUAUAAUCCCUUCCGAUCUCCAGUUUCAGUUUAAGCGUCUACAAUUCCCUGUUCGUUUGAGUUUCGCGAUGAGCAUUAAUAAGGCACAAGGACAAUCUCUCAAAGUUGUAGGGCUCGACCUCCGUAAGCCGUGUUUCUCCCAUGGUCAACUGUACGUGGGUUGUUCAAGAGUUGGUAAUGCCGAUAAUCUACACAUCUUAGCUCCGAAUGGAAGAACAUUAAAUAUAGUUUAUCCCGAGGCUCUCUAA
Stegodyphus dumicola is the source of this 2259-nucleotide messenger RNA. RefSeq names its product ATP-dependent DNA helicase PIF1-like. The record is from RefSeq and is a predicted model, not a curated record. Lineage: Eukaryota; Metazoa; Arthropoda; Arachnida; Araneae; Eresidae.